UUAAUUUCAUCAAAAAAGUUUUCUGGAUAUCACCUGUAUCUGUCAAAAAGCUUCGAACUUUUGAUUGAUUUAGAGAGAAAAACGUAAUCACAUCUCUAACGCCCAAACCCACACUUACCCAUCUUGAAUCCUCAAGCUUUUUUCCAGUUUAUCAAUCCACUUAUGCGAACCUCAAUUCCAUGAUUUCUUCUUCUUCUUGUUUUUGUUUUACCCCCCAAUAAUUUCGCCGAAAUGGGUCAUUGGAUUCACUGAAAAAGAAAAAAAAUGAGUCGAUCUCCAUCGUUUUCAAUGAAGUCAGAGUUACCCAGUUCGACAAUUGAUCCAGAAUCGCUACAAAAAUGGGUAGCUGCCUUCUGUAUUAUUCGAUUCGAUCUCGAGCAAGGUCAGCUUAUCGAAGACUGUUACCCAUCUGGGUGUCUCAGCCAAGAAGAAGAGAUCGAAGUCGCAUUCAGCUCCUUCCCAGAUUCCGUUUCCCAACACCAUAAUCGUUCGAGCAUUCAUGACUGCAUCUUCUUCUUCCGUUUCAGACGGCGUGGAGUCGCUCAGCACCAGUUAAAGCUUCCUUCAUCUGAGAUUACUGAACUAGACGAAGAAGAUAAACCUUCACCUCAAAGGUCAGUUAGAUAUAAUAGUGGUAGAAGAUUCUUGUAUGGAUUUGUUUUCAAUAGACAGAGACAUGAUGAAAAGCUUAGGAGAGGAGGUGAACAGAAAUCCGUUGUGAUAUUAUCUUAUAGCCCUUAUUCUAGUGUAUUCAAACCAUUGCUUCAAAUUAUGGGUCCUUUGUAUUUUGAUAUUGGUAAGAAAUCUCUUGAGCAUAUUGCAGCUUGUAUAUCAAAAUGGCCAAAUCCAGUUCCUGGUAAACUAAUGGAACUCCCUAUUGGAAAUGCUUCACUGAAGGUUAAUUUACCACCUUCCCAUUCCUUACCCUUAGAUGAAGAUGGUAUUAACAUCUUUGAAGAGUCAAAUUCAGCCAUGGCACCAUUUCUCCCCAAUAACCAGUCAGUUCCUCAAGGUCUCUUUCAUGAUUCAGAUAUAUUCGCCAUUUUCAGAGGCGUUUUGUUACAGUUAUGGAUGUUGUGGGAGUUAGUUCUUAUCGGAGAACCUAUUUUAGUCAUUUCCCCAACAGCUCCACAGUGUUGUGAAGCUGUCACGAGUCUAGUCAGUUUGGUUGCGCCUCUUCUAUGCAGUGUUGAUUUUCGUCCUUACUUUACUAUCCAUGACCCGGAGUUUAAACGUUUGAAUUCACUUCGAGAAGGGGAUAGUUUCCCUUCGAUGGUUUUGGGAGUGACGAAUCUCUUCUUCUUGAAGUCUCUCAAGCACAUUCCUCAUGUUCUAUCGGUUGGAAAUCCUUCGAUGAAUUCUAGCCGAGUCUCUGUUUCGAACGUGCCUCUCAAGAGAUUCUCUCCGGCUGGUUUUUUGAAUGCUGUGAAAAUGAGGAGGGAUGGUCCGCUCUGUUUGAUGACAGAACAUAGGGAAGCUAUAUGGAGCAGUUAUAAUGCGACGACGAAACCAGAUACUUCGAUCUUGAACAGGCUUAUCGAUGCGGGUUUAUCUCCUAGAGUUGAGGAAUCUAUGUCAGUUGUGAAUAAUGAGAUAUUGAGACGACACUUCUUAGAGCUCACAACCAACUUUUUGGCACCUUUUGGUCCCUAUUUUAGAGCCACUACCCCUUCUGCAGGAUCUUCUCCUUUUGUUGAUCCGCCUCCUUUGCCUCCGUUUAAAGUUGAUGAAUUUGUCGCUAGUUUGUCUGCUAGAGGGCCCGGGAAGUUUCUUUCGAAGAGAAUGAGAUCAAAUUGGCUGGAAUUAUAUCGGCGGUUUUUGAAUGGGCAGAAUUUUAUGCCAUGGUUUUCGAGAAGGCGUGCUGUUGCUGAGAAAGAACAGCUUAGAUUGUGGAGACAAGCUAGAAUGGUGUCUGAUAUAACAUUGGUUAUGUCUAGGAUGUCGGAAUUGGAGGUUGUUGAUUUAUUCAAUGCUAUCGAGAGAUUUAUUCUUGAAGAAACUAUUUUGGGAAAGACUUGCGAGAAAUUCAAGAGUGAUUUGUUGGCAGUUUUCAAUGUUAUACCCGAGGAUGUACAGCAGCUUCUAGUUUUGAACCCGCAGAGGGCAGCUCUUCUAAAUGUUGAAGCUUCCUGAUAAUAUAUCAUUUUAGCGACAUAAAUCGAUGAAGGAGACCAAACAUUAUCUAGUAUCUUGUCCUGAAAUUCAAUCCCCGAAACUUUGAAUGAGAGAUUCAAGCCUGAUUAUUGGCGAACGAUAGAGAAUGAAUGAAGACAGUGCUCUCCUAAGUAGAGGUGAUUGAGAACUCUUGUGUAUUUGUAGCUUGUCUUGUUCUUAAUGAUAAUCAUUGUCUCAAUAUAUUUUUUUCUUCUUUUCCCUUUUUGUACUAUGAAAAAAUGUUUACAUUUUCUUGCAUA
Messenger RNA from Impatiens glandulifera, 2414 nucleotides. Its product is annotated as protein DENND6A. Gene Ontology annotation, molecular function: guanyl-nucleotide exchange factor activity. Gene Ontology annotation, cellular component: recycling endosome. Bases 265 to 2133 code for a protein of 622 amino acids. The record is from RefSeq and is a predicted model, not a curated record. The transcript has 4 exons. NCBI's taxonomy places the organism in Eukaryota, Viridiplantae, Streptophyta, Magnoliopsida, Ericales, Balsaminaceae.